This is a messenger RNA of Ornithodoros turicata, 2237 nucleotides long. Its product is annotated as pancreatic triacylglycerol lipase-like. Gene Ontology annotation, molecular function: triacylglycerol lipase activity. Lineage: Eukaryota; Metazoa; Arthropoda; Arachnida; Ixodida; Argasidae. The transcript is spliced from 10 exons. Bases 29 to 1573 code for a protein of 514 amino acids. Gene Ontology annotation, biological process: lipid catabolic process. The record is from RefSeq and is a predicted model, not a curated record.
AACAAAGAAGUCGCCUUUCGUCCUUCGCAUGGAACCUGUGCGCUCCACGCUCCAGACCCUGCUACUUUCCGUUCUGCUGGUCCUCUGCAGGCCUUCGGGACGUGAUCUCAGUGUCAUCAAACGCUCCUUAUCGUUGUUUGAAAAAUGCAUGCCGGACUUAGGCUGCUUCCGCAAUGGUGGUAACUGGUUUCACCUGCUCUACCGACCGGUGUCAGCGUUGCCUGAUGACAGAGACGUAGUCAACACUACAUUCCUUCUGUACACCCGCGACAACCCGUCUAUCCACGAGUACCUCGUACCGUCUAGUCACUACGAUUUGCUCAAUACACAAUUCAACCCGCGGCGUCCGACGAAGCUUGUGGUGCACGGGUACAUGGACAACAUCGUCAUCGGCAAGUGGUUGUUUGACAUGAGGGAUAAGAUUUUACAAGCAGAAGACGCCAACGUCAUCAUCGUCGACUGGAAAGGAGGCAACCUCCUGCCUUAUCCAAGGGCGACUGCCAACACCCGUGUUGCCGGCGCUGAAAUCGCUCAUCUCAUUCGAGUUCUAGAGUCUGUAACAGGUGCCAAGCAAGAGUCUUUUCACUGCAUUGGCCACAGCCUUGGUGCUCAAAUUUGCGGCUAUGCCGGGCAACGUCUGGCGAGACUGGGACGCAUAUCAGGGCUUGAUCCAGCAGGGCCGUUCUUCCACCACAUGCAUCCUGAGGUGCGGCUCGAUCCCAAGGAUGCACUUUUUGUGGACGUGAUCCACUCCGACGCUAGUCACCCAUUCAUGAUGAUUGCAGGUUUCGGAAUGGAUGAAAUGGUGGGUGAUUUGGACUUCUACCCCAACAAUGGCAACCGUCAACCUGGAUGCCAAAAAUAUAACUUCAGAAAGUUCGUCAGAAAAGGAGGCCUUAUCGAUGGCAUGCGACGGUUCAGUUCGUGCGACCACAUCCGUGCCUUGGAUUACUACCUGGAAACAAUCACCAACGAAUACCGCUGCCUUCCUGUGGCCGUCUCCUGCGCUUCCUGGGACAACUUCGUUGCGGGUCAGUGCAGUCACUGCGACUCUGAGCACGCCGAAUGCGCGGUCAUGGGCUACCACUCGGACAAGCUGCGGACGAGGAGGCGCGCUGGACACAAGCGGAAGCUCUUCCUUCAAACCAACGACGAGGAACCUUUUUGCUUGCACCAGUACAACGUGGCUGUGAAGAUGUCGCGCACUCCCAAGAGAGCCGUCUGGGACGCAUUCGGAGAGAUCUACUUGCACGUCAAAAGCAAACUGAACGAUGGUAUCGUCAGGCUCAGUCGAAGGCCUCAGGACAUACGUGGAGGACGACAGUACAACUACUAUUUUACGACCCGCGAAAAAAUGGACAGCACUAAAGCAGUGGGUCUGCGAUGGAGCAAUCUGGACCCUGAAGUCGACAAUCGAUUGUUCGUGCACUCUGUCAAGAUUCGCCCCUUCGACAGCUACUUCAAACGCGGAAAACACCUCAGAAAUACCGUCUACUGCGCAAACAAUAGCCAUGCCUUAGCGCCGGGCGAAGAGAUGUUUCUGGAAGGAACGACAACGUGUCCAGACUUCUAAGUAACACCAAAGGUCAGAGUCGAAGACCACUUCCUGCCUCCAACAGCUGAACGCGGUACCAGUUUGGAGCUGCAUGUGUGAAGCUCGCUCUGAACGUGCCAUUCAUGCUCAUCUGAUCAACAGAAGUCAUCGCUUGCAGUGUUCUCUUUAAUGUGCCUAUUAGAGCCUUAUUUUAGCCUUGUCUCCGUGUGCCUGGGUACGUGGUACCCGUGGUACUAGGAGCGAAAUCUACCAACUAACAAGGCUGAGGUCUUCCAGGCUGCAACAGCGCGCAACAACUCUUCAAGUACCUGCAAGUACUACGGGCUGUUCGCUUAUAGCAGCUGAACCAUUGACUGACGACAUUAUUCCGUGACAUAGCAUCAUUUUCCUCAUGGACUUUCUUCUUGUGCCGUUCUACGACUCAAUCCACACUGCCAUCUUUAUGUGACUUCCCAUCGUUGCAACUGCCAUAAUAAUACUCAUCGACUCUCACUUCGACGAUCUGGCAUCCAACCACUUCCGAAGCUAAUUUGAAGGUGUGAUAAUAUCGUGCUGUCAUCUAUGUGAACCGUUGCUUGUGGUUAUUGUGAACAGCGUUUGGUGAACUGUGAUACUCGUUAGGACAUUGGUUUGAUGGUGAUGAUGAUGAUGACUCGUUUGAAUGAAAUGAUUUGUCGAUUGA